Molecule: messenger RNA, 394 nt
Organism: Staurois parvus
Lineage: Eukaryota; Metazoa; Chordata; Amphibia; Anura; Ranidae
Source: the annotation of a GenBank genome assembly
AGGAUUUCCGAUGGGGGAGAGACCUGUAUGUAAUCCUGUCAGCUCCUGCACACUGCUUUGUAUGGCUCUGCAUAGCAGAGCCAUACAAACCAAUGUGCUUACAAUGAAACAGACACACAGCCCCCACACAGUUAAGCCUUUGAUCAACCCAGAUGUUAACCCCUUCCUGCCCAGUGUUAUUAGUACAGUGUCAGUGCUUUUUGUUAGCACUGAUCACUGUAUUAGUGUCACUGGGGAUGUCAUUGACAGUUAUUCAGUUCCCCCCAGUGUCAGAAUGCCCGCCGUAGUCCUGCUAUAAGUCGCUGCUUGCCGCCAUUGCUAGUAUUAAAAAAAUUUCCAGUAUAUAUGCCGCCAUUUUUAAAUGCUAUAACUUUCACAUAAACCAAUUAAUUUA